Wyeomyia smithii (pitcher-plant mosquito) is the source of this 2247-nucleotide messenger RNA. RefSeq names its product head-specific guanylate cyclase (gene Gycalpha99B). The transcript has 6 exons. The record is from RefSeq and is a predicted model, not a curated record. Gene Ontology annotation, biological process: response to oxygen levels; cGMP biosynthetic process. The coding region runs from base 107 to 2161 and encodes 684 amino acids. Gene Ontology annotation, cellular component: guanylate cyclase complex, soluble. Gene Ontology annotation, molecular function: guanylate cyclase activity; heme binding. NCBI's taxonomy places the organism in Eukaryota, Metazoa, Arthropoda, Insecta, Diptera, Culicidae.
CACAAUUUCCCCUUCCGGAGUGAAGCUCUUGUGCUCAACUAGUUUCAAACAGUAUUUAGUCAUCCUUUGGGUUCAAUAGAAACGCACUUUGUUCAUCCUUAGCAAAAUGGCAUGUCCUUUCGCUAGGCCCGCCCCGGCGGAGGCAUUUCAGCGGCAGCCUUCCAUCGCCGAGGGCCACGGUUGGAAUUUGGACGAGGAUUUAAGUGAAAUUCCGGAUGACGCCCUGACGUUAACGCAUCUGAAUGCGGCCAUCCAACUGCUGACGGCACCGACGAAUGAGGAUGUUUACGAAGCGUUGAUGUCGUUAAUUGAAAAGUACAGCAACAGGUGGCCUGGCCUUGCAAAGCUGAAAACCGACCGGAACUCGCUGUCCAUCUAUCCGCACUAUGAUUACUUAGCGGAUGUUCAGGACAAUUUAAAUCAAAUUGAUGAAUCAUCCGCCAGUCGUAUUCUGGUCCUACUUGGAGAGGAAUUGAUCCACACUUCCUGUGUGGGAUUGAUCGAACGCGCCUACAAAUGUCUCGGGUCCAAUCUACAGGAAUUUCUUGGCUCACUGGAUGGGGUAUACGAUGUGCUGAAGCUCCAGGAGGAGGACAUUUCCGAUACCGGAUUUGUUUGCGCUGGUGAGGGUGAGUUGAUUUUCACUUCAGAACGUCCGGUGCUGGCUUGGUUGCUGCUCGGAUGUCUGCAGGCGUUGAGCCGCAUGCUGUUCAACCACGAUCCACAGAUCGAGAUGGAACCCCUAGAGGGUGAUGUCCCUCGUUAUCGUUACUUAUUCAAACUGGAUGAUUUGGAGGAACCAGUUGUUCCACUGGUCGCUGAAAGAAAAUCCUCAGGAAUACUACGGGAAAGUGUUUCCUCUGAUGCUCACGAUCUGAAGAUGGACAACGACUUCUUCUGUAGAGCGUUUCCGUGGCACUUCAUAAUGGACGAGAAUCUGGAUCUGGUGCAAGUUGGGCAAGGAUUCAGUCGGCUGUUCAAGAAUUACAUGGCAACCUCCGGGUUGUCAGCUGGUACUUAUUUUCGCUUCAAGCGUCCCCGUGGGCUAUCACUAAAGUUUCGAGAAAUUGUUCGUCGCACCAAUACACCCUUCAUGAUCUCACUGCGGGCACCUCCAGGUCGACCGGAUUUCUUUGCCAAAGGGCUGGAAAUUAAGGGACAAAUGGUGUUCUGUCCGGAAUCCAACUCGCUGUUGUUCAUGGGAUCGCCAUUUUUGGAUGGACUGGAAGGUCUAACCUGCAAUGGUUUGUUCAUUUCUGAUAUUCCUCUGCACGACGCAACCCGGGAGGUCAUUCUGGUGGGUGAGCAGGCCAGAGCUCAGGAUGGACUUCGGCGGCGAAUGGAUAAAUUGAAGAGUUCCAUCGAGGAAGCAAACGCCGCUGUUACCAAGGAACGUAAGAAGAAUGUUAACUUGCUGCAGUUGAUGUUCCCAGCGGAGAUUGCGGAACGGCUUUGGCUGGGAGCACAGAUUGAUGCCAAGACCUAUCCUGAUGUUACGAUGCUGUUCAGCGAUAUUGUAGGAUUCACUAGCAUUUGUUCAACGGCUACGCCGUUUAUGGUUAUCAGCAUGCUGGAGAGUUUGUAUAAGCAUUUCGAUGAAUUGUGUGGAUUUUUCGAUGUUUACAAGGUGGAAACCAUCGGUGACGCCUACUGCGUGGCAAGUGGAUUGCAUCGUGCGAGCAUCUACGAUGCACACAAGGUUGCUUGGAUGGCUCUGCGUAUGAUCGAGACGUGCUCGCAGUUCAAGGCUCACGAUGGUCAACAUAUCAGGAUGCGCAUUGGACUUCACACGGGAACGGUGCUGGCCGGCGUGGUGGGACGUAAAAUGCCUCGCUACUGCUUGUUUGGCCACAAUGUGACGAUCGCGAACAAGUUCGAGUCGGGUAGCGAGGCGUGCAAGGUCAACAUCAGUCCCACCACGAAGGACUGGCUGAUCAAACAUCCGGGCUACGGCUUUCAACUUAACCCAAGAGAUCCGUCCUGCAUGCCAAAGGAGUUUACCGACUCCAAAGGGUUGACGUGCUAUUUCCUCGAGGGUUAUCAACACCCCACAGUGGAAAAUGCGGAUGCGACUCUUCAGGAGCACAUUGAGGCCGCUAUGAAGCAGACCCUUGGUGAUUCUGGUGAAGUGAUUGUUGUUGAAGAAAAGUUAGACAAUUAAAAUUGUUACUCCUUGAUAAAACUGGUAUAGCAACUAUUGUAGCAACUAUUGUAGACAUUUGAAAAAUAAAUGGAAUUAAAAUUAAA